Messenger RNA from Nematocida ausubeli, 939 nucleotides. RefSeq lists its product as uncharacterized. The transcript has a single exon. Gene Ontology annotation, molecular function: tRNA binding. Bases 1 to 939 code for a protein of 312 amino acids. Lineage: Eukaryota; Fungi; Microsporidia. The record is from RefSeq and is a predicted model, not a curated record.
AUGCAAACAAAAGAAGUACCGCACUUGCAAAUAUCCACAGAGCACUCGUAUAUACAUAUAAUAAGUGCUAUAAUUAACGUAAAAAUAGAUAUAUUAAAUGAUGAUACAAUCUUAACAGAUGAAGGCAAGAAAAUAAAAGGACCUGCCAGGUGCAUCUCGCACUUACUCAGAAAUACAGACGUAGAUGAACAGACACUCACUAGCAUCUCAAAUGUAAUUUCAUUAAGACCACAGCAGAUGCUGGCUUAUGUAGCAGCAGGACCAGCAGAAAGAAUAGAUAAUUUAUUGGCAGUUGCAAAGAUAAGAAAGUGGUUAUUUGAAGGACAAAUUACAAAUAAAGUAUCUGACCAUUUAAUUAACAAAUUAAUAGAGAUACAUGACAGGUACCAAGAUAUAUAUGUAAAAUAUACUAAUGAACUGUAUAUACAUAAGGACUUAGUCAGGCCCAUUGCAGAAUUCUACAAGAUAGUCAUUCUAUCAGGGAGGAUAGACUCUAUUAUGGACCAUCCUGAGGCAGACACACUUUUCAUUGAAAAUGUAGACUUUAAGAAUGAGAAAAGGACUGUAGUCAGUGGGUUGAAGGGUAAAUUUGAGAAGAGUAAAUUAUUAGGGGCCUGCUGCUUGUUUGCCGUUAAUUUAAAGUCAGUUUCCUUCAAGGGCACAAAAUCCUUUGGGAUGAUAUUAUUUGGGAAGGGAGAAGGAAGUGGGUCUGUCAUAUUCACAGGCAGCAAUGGGAGUAGACUAGGUCUAUUAAAGUAUCCUUUGUGCAAGUUGGUGCCAUUUGAUAUUUCAGUUGGAGAUGCAUCCAAGAGGUCUCUAGAGGUAUUCUUCCAGGGUCUGAAUAUACGGGGGAGUCAGUUGCUGUAUAAUGGCCUGGAGACAGAAAUAGAUGGGGAGACAGUGACUGUCCAGGAUGUGGAGAAUGGGAUUGUCUCAUAG